Molecule: messenger RNA, 279 nt
Organism: Prorocentrum cordatum
Lineage: Eukaryota; Dinophyceae; Prorocentrales; Prorocentraceae
Source: the annotation of a GenBank genome assembly
GCGACGAGGUGGCAGGUCGUUGCCGGCGCCGUGGGCGGCAGGGAGGGGCGAGCCCUCGCCUCGGUGCUGGUGGCGCCGCCUCGGGUGGCGGGCUGCUAUGUCUUCCUGCCCUCCGGCUGCGAGGGCGGGUCCUUCGAGCAGGGGGCGUGGAAGAAGGUGAAGCAGAGGAGCUCGAGGACGGAUGACGUCAACAAGCUCGAGGCAUGCGCCAAGCACAAGCACACCUACGACUUCUGGUGCGGCGCGAGCGACGCGGUGAUGGCGUGGGUCCACGCCUGA